GGGGGGGGACAGGGUCUGGGAUACGGGCACGGUCGCGGCGGGCGCUGGUCCCAGCCAUGCUGGCGCGUAGAGCGCUGCAGUGGGCAGCGCGGCGGGGCGGGCAGCGGCCGCCGGUGCGCGGCCUCCGCGGCUCUCCGCGGGCGCGGUCAGCCAUGCCCUCGUGGGUCAUCGACCGGUACGGCCGCAACGAGGUGCUGCGCUUCACCCGGGACAUGGUGUUCCCCGUCAUACAGUACCCCAACGAGGUCAUUGUUAAGGUUCACGCCGCCAGCUUGAACCCCAUAGACCUUAGCAUGAGAAGUGGUUACGGUGCAACUGCUUUGAAUAUGAAGCGGGAUCCCCUGAAAAUCAAGAGCAUGGACACUGAGUUUCCACUAACGCUUGGUCGAGAUGCCUCAGGUGUUAUCAUGGAAUGUGGACUAAGUGUGUCUUAUUUCAAGCCUGGAGAUGAGGUAUGGGCAGCAAUUCCUCCGUGGAAACAAGGCACCCUCUCGGAGUUUGUGGUAGCUAGUGCAAAUGAGGUAUCUUUUAAGCCAAAAUGUCUCAGUCACGUAGAAGCUGCCUCCUUACCGUAUGUAGGUCUCACAGCGUGGUCUGCGAUUAACAAAGUUGGAGGACUGAACCAAAGUAAUUGCAGCGGGAAAAGAGUGUUAAUAUUAGGAGCUUCUGGAGGAGUUGGCACAUUUGCUGUACAGCUAGUGAAGGCGUGGGGUGCUCACGUGACAGCAGUCUGUUCCCACGAUGCUGGCACACUGAUGAGAAAGCUUGGAGCGGAUGAUGUGAUUGAUUACAAAUCUGGAAGUUUGGAACAGCAGCUUAAAACCUUACCCUCAUUUGAUUUCAUCCUAGAUAAUGUCGGUGGAUCCACUGAGAAGUGGGCACUAGAUCUGCUGAAGAAAUGGUCGGGAGCAACAUACGUUACCUUAGUGACGCCUUUCUUGAUCAACGUGGACAGACUUGGAGUGGCUGAUGGCAUGUUGCAAACAGGAGUCACGAUAGGCUCCAAAACCGUGAAGCAUCUCUUGAAAGGAGUCCAUUAUCGGUGGGCCUUCUUUAUGCCAAGUGGACCAAGUUUGGAUGAAAUAGCACAACUAGUUGACUCAGGAAAGCAAAGCACAUGUCCUACUGAGAGGGCCAUUACCGGUUCUAGGAGUGCUAAGCAAGAUAAAUGUGCAUGCUGGUAUCUGCAGCAAAAAGGCCUGAACAUAUUUUUCAGUGAUGUAAGUAACAAGGAUUUUUUCUAGCACAAUAAGAAGAGCGUUUGGAUCUUUGAUUCUUAAAAUUUCUAUUACUGAAAGAGCUGGCUCCACACUCAUCUGUUGCUAAUGUCCUCUGCUAAGAUGAGCGGGAUCAGUUCAGCAAAGGAAGAUAGGAGGGGCUGAUAGGAGGGGUUACAAGGUAAGAACCCUGCCUCAGGGUAGGUGCUCUGGCAGCUCCUGUGUAGACAGAGCUUACUGUUGCCUCUGGAAGGGUGACUCAGAACAUGGUGAGAAGUAAUUUUCAGAAGCAGUUGGGAUUUCUUCUCCCUCCACUGGCAAACUGCAAUAUCUGAAGAAAAUACUGGUAGGGUUUUCUGGCUCCUUAGUCACUGAUGGGCGCAGUGAAUGGGUAGCUUCACCUUCAUUAUUAGUGAUUGCUCUAAAACAAUCCAGAAGGCUACUCUACAAAAUUAAUGCCAAAAUAGUAGCAGAUGCCAGCCAGGCUUCAUGAUGUGUGCCAGCAUGAAGACACAGUAGCUGGGUUUUCAAGUGUAUCCAAAUGAUUCAGCAACAGUGUACUUUCUCCUUGUACUUCAUUUGUAGCCAGGUCUUUUGAACAUAGUGAGGCACAUACUGAUGCAGAUGGGCACUAGAUUUUUAAGUAUCUUAAAACAUUCAAGCUCUUGAAAGGUUCUUGGUUUAACGAGAAAACCGUAUAGAUACAUGGGAGGUUAAAGCUUUGCAUCCCAGUCCUGGGCUAGGGCUCUGAGCUGUGCUACUAAAGAUAUAUCCAAACUCAGGGAGAAAGCAAAAACUCUUCUCCUGCAUGCAGUAGAGUCCCUGAAAAGAAGUUAAAAGGUGGUGACUGCACUGAGCAACUUCUGCCCUAAAAGUCCUUCUCCUUUCUUUAAACAGUGUGAAGGUGCUAAAACUAGGUCAUUUUAUUCC
Messenger RNA from Gallus gallus (chicken), 2147 nucleotides. RefSeq names its product reticulon 4 interacting protein 1 (gene RTN4IP1). The record is from RefSeq and is a predicted model, not a curated record. NCBI's taxonomy places the organism in Eukaryota, Metazoa, Chordata, Aves, Galliformes, Phasianidae. Gene Ontology annotation, cellular component: mitochondrion. The transcript has 9 exons. Bases 57 to 1244 code for a protein of 395 amino acids. Gene Ontology annotation, molecular function: zinc ion binding; oxidoreductase activity.